CUUCAUUCUCUUUAUCAAGGGUGUAUGGUUGCUCAACCAUCCUUUCUAGACCUGAAGGACAAUCACGGACCGUAGAAUGAACGUGACGCUGCGACUAGGGGAUGAGGAUGUAUAUGAAGAUGCAUACGAAGUCCAGCAGGAACCUCUAGGAACGCGUCCCAGCAUUGAUAGGGUUCCAUGUCUGAGAAGGUCUGAAGCAGCCUUGGUUCCCGCUGCUUCAUGUGACCCAGUAAAGAGCAUAGGAUGCAAGCGCCAACUUGCCUCAGAGUCUGAACCCAGAAAGCAAACAGCUAAACGCGCGCGAACCGGUAACCGUGCUGCACGCAAGCAUGAACGGUUUUGGCUUGCAGACGGGAAUGCUAUCAUUGAACUUGACGGUGUACGCUUCAGGGUGCAUCAAUCAUGGCUCGCACGGCAUUCAGAACACCUGGCAAGCAUACUCCUCGAGACAGGACAUGACGACAAACCUGAAGAUAGAAUAAUUGAAUUUGAAAGAAGUAAAUUACGACUCAUCCUCAAUGCAGUAGAUUUUGAGGCGCUGCUCUUACUUUAUGAAAAUCCAGGGAAUUACCGCAACACCAUCGAGCCUCCCGUACUAAUGUCCCUCAUCCGCGCAACGACGUUGCUUGGUUUCGACUCUGACCGUGUAUGGCUCGUGAAGGAGCUGGAAGUGCUCUGGCCCUCUGACCUGGAAGAGCUGGUCGCUAACCCAGAGCCGCACCUCGAUGCUCCGGAGGUAGCUGUCCUCGCAUGGAUGUACAACAUUGAUAGGUCAUUGAAGCCUGCAUUCUACGAUAUGGCAAGGAUGCCUGGGUUCGGUCUGGAAAAUCUCGAGAAAUCAAAGCAAAUCAGUCGUGCGGAUAUAUUGCGCUUUACACGGAUGAGAGAGUAUCUGAGUGACAUGUGGGUACAGGCAGCUACGCGCGAGAGUCCUGCCUUCGUUUGCCAAAACUUCCGUGGUGCGCCAUCCAGCGAUGGUGAAGGAACCUCAACUCCUAACCAAGCUGAAGAAAAGCCUGCACUCGACUCUGAUACCUCUGCUAGUGUGGCUAGCACAUGCCUCUGGGUCACUGCAAGACGCGAGGCGUGGGUUCGGCUGGUGUACGACUCAGGCAUUUUCACUCAGUAUCGGUACGACCCAUUGCGCGGACUGGCAGCAUUGAUAAACAUCGAGUGGACGGACGACUGGUGCAAAGAUUGUCAGGAGAAACGGAAGGCGGAUUGGCACAUAAUGCAGAGGAGCAUUUGGGAGAAGGUUGGCGAGUAUUUGAGGGAAGAUUAAUGGGUGGAUAUUGCACAUAAGCAUUCCACGCCAUUAUGUCUCGCUAGAGUUGCGCUGGCAUUCACUGACUCUGUACAUCAGAAUAAAGAGGGGCUUUGGAUGAAUGUUCAAGCUCAAGGCAGGCCUGGACUGGUUGUGGUUACUGAUCCAGAAAGUUAUUAUGCAGCUGAGUUUUCAUCAAUUUCCACCCAUUCUAGUCU
Molecule: messenger RNA, 1482 nt
Organism: Suillus subalutaceus
Lineage: Eukaryota; Fungi; Basidiomycota; Agaricomycetes; Boletales; Suillaceae
Exons: 4
Coding region: 77-1282 (401 amino acids)
Source: RefSeq, a predicted model, not a curated record